Messenger RNA from Chanos chanos (milkfish), 1239 nucleotides. It is a transcript of the gene ass1, whose product is annotated as argininosuccinate synthase 1. The record is from RefSeq and is a predicted model, not a curated record. Gene Ontology annotation, cellular component: cytoplasm. The transcript is spliced from 14 exons. NCBI's taxonomy places the organism in Eukaryota, Metazoa, Chordata, Actinopteri, Gonorynchiformes, Chanidae. Gene Ontology annotation, molecular function: argininosuccinate synthase activity; ATP binding. Gene Ontology annotation, biological process: urea cycle; L-arginine biosynthetic process. Bases 1 to 1239 code for a protein of 412 amino acids.
AUGUCAAAAGGCACAGUGGUUUUGGCCUACAGUGGUGGUCUGGAUACAUCCUGCAUCCUGGUUUGGCUCAAAGAGCAAGGUUAUGAUGUCAUUGCCUAUCUGGCUAACAUUGGACAAGCUGAAGACUUUGAUGCUGCAAGGAAGAAAGCAGAGAGUCUUGGAGCAAAGAAGGUGUUCAUUGAGGAUCUGCAGACAGAAUUUGUGGAGGAAUUUAUCUGGCCCUCUGUGCAGGCCAAUGCCAUCUAUGAGGAUCGCUACCUCCUUGGCACCUCCAUUGCCCGUCCUUGUAUUGCCCGCCGCCAAGUUCAGAUUGCCCGCCAAGAAGGUGCCCAGUAUGUUUCCCAUGGUGCCACAGGAAAGGGAAAUGACCAAAUCCGAUUUGAGCUGACGUGUUAUGCUCUAUACCCUGAAGUGAAAAUUAUCUCCCCGUGGAGAAUUCCAGAGUUCUACAAUCGUUUCCAGGGAAGAAAGGAUCUGAUGGAGUAUGCUGAGAAACAUGGCAUCCCAGUCCCAGUCACCCCAAAGGCCCCAUGGAGUAUGGAUGCCAACCUCAUGCACAUAAGCUAUGAGUCGGGAAUUCUGGAGAAUCCUAAGAACCAUGCUCCAUCUGAUCUGUACUUAAUGACCAAAAACCCUGAAGAUGCCCCCAGUGUCCCAGAUAUACUGGAGAUUGAGUUCAGAAAAGGUGUACCAGUCAGGGUAACUCACCUGAAGGAAAGCACUUCCAAGGAGACUCCACUUGAGAUCUUUACCUAUCUCAAUGAGAUUGGAGGAAAGCAUGGAGUUGGCAGGAUCGACAUUGUGGAGAACCGCUAUAUUGGAAUGAAGUCCAGAGGUAUCUACGAGACCCCUGGAGGCACCAUCCUGUACCACACUCACCUUGACAUUGAGGCCUUCACAAUGGACCGUGAAGUUAGGAAGAUCAAACAGGGCCUGGGAAUCAAGUUCUCUGAGCUCAUCUAUAAUGGAUUCUGGUACAGCCCUGAGUGCGAGUUUGUCCGCCACUGCAUCAACAAGUCUCAGGAGACUGUGGAAGGCAAAGUGCAACUGUCCGUUUUCAGGGGCCAAGUCUACAUCCUUGGCCGUGAGUCACCCAAAUCACUCUACAAUGAAGAACUGGUCAGCAUGGAUGUACAGGGAGACUAUGAUCCCGGAGAUGCAUCCGGAUUCAUCAGGAUCAAUGCAGUCAGGCUCAGAGAACAUCACCGCUUGCAAGGAGCAGCUCAGCAGAAGUACUGA